Ostrea edulis (European flat oyster) is the source of this 974-nucleotide messenger RNA. Its product is annotated as STING ER exit protein-like. The record is from RefSeq and is a predicted model, not a curated record. The transcript has 7 exons. Lineage: Eukaryota; Metazoa; Mollusca; Bivalvia; Ostreida; Ostreidae. Bases 58 to 690 code for a protein of 210 amino acids.
AUAUUGUUGUAAGGGAUUUCUAUGACGUUUUACACACGGUUAACAUUGUGAUUAAGAAUGCCAAAAGUAGUUUCUCGCAGUGUUGUUUGCACAGAUGUCAAAGAUCAAGAAGAAUACCAGGGAGAGAAACCUCUUUACGUAUAUUAUUGUAUAUGUGGACAGAUAUCACUAAUCUUAGAUUGUCCUAUUGAUAAACUUCCCAUGAGGAGAAGAGAUAAUGCCAGAGUGAUUGACAGUCAGAAGCAUGCUCACAGACUCACUUGUGAUCCAGAUGAUAUCGUUUACUUAAAAAAGCCUGAGGGCAUAGAGAAACAGUACAGACAAAAGUGCAAAAGAUGUGGAUUAUGGUUAUAUUACCAUCACCAAGGAAACAGUGGUGUUAUGUUUGUAGUGGAAGGAGCUCUCAAGAGGGACUCAGCAAAGACAGAUGUGUACAGCCAGAUAUCAGAACCUAAAAAGGUGACACUGACCAAGCAUACAAAGAACAUGGGAAAAUUCAGUUCUGUCACAGUCUCAACAGUAGAUGAAGAAGAGGAUGAAAUUGAAGCCAAAGAAAUAGCAGAUUCAUAUGCAGCCAAUGCUAAAGUGAUAGAAAAGCAACUGUUCAGAAAGGGAAUGAACAAAAGAAGACAGGAAGAGGCUGCAGAGGAGGCAAAGAAGAAAGUAAAGGGGACUCUUAUUGACAAAUGAGGAACAGGAAAAUCUCAAAAGCGAGGUCCAUAAAAACUGUGCAUGACCAUCGAGGUCCAUGGUAACUGUGAUUGACAAGGGAGGCCCAUAGUAACUAAUGGACAAGUGGAGUGUCUGGUAGCUGUGACUGACAUGUGUAAAACCAAAACAUUGGAAGAAAUAUGAUGAAGAAUGUAUGUAAUUGACAUGAUCUGUCAGUGUGUGAUUUGUUAGUGUUAAAUGAAAGUAUGUGAGAUAACAUGUUACUAAAUGUGGUAAAAUAAAGAAUGUAAUAGAAAUGGAAA